GAGAGAGAGCGGAGGAGACAGCACAUGGCGUUGGUUCGAGCACUGGAGAAUCGUCGAAAAAUGGAGGAGAAGGAGAAGAAAAGGCUGGAGGCGAGGGCCGAGAGAAUAGCGACGAAGGAGAAACGCGCCGAACAGAGGAAGGUGGAGAUGGAACUGAUCGAACAGAUCAGAAAGCCUGUGGAGGACAUGGAGCUAACGGAUCACAGAUCACUGCCAGAAUUGAAGCGAAUACCCGGUCUGAAGCUGUCUGGCCAGGCGUUCGCAGACAUCGUGAUGGUGUUCGAGUUUCUGCAUAAUUUCGGUGAAACCUUAGGCUUCGGUGAGUCCGUCUUUUUAUAUCGAUUGCUUUCAGAGAUCUGCGAAUUCUUGAGAAGAAGCUCGUUCCGAUGUUUCGUUUCGAAAUCUUCGAAAAUUCGUUUCCAAUACCAAUUGUUAACCAAUUAUCGCGUUGUCUCCACUCGCUCAGAUAUGGAGUCGCUGCCAAGCCUAAAGAGCCUUCAGCUGGCGCUACUGAACGACGAGGAAGCCGAGGAGGAACUCCUUUCCGUAAUGACGCAUCUGCUGGUAUGCGCGAUCGAGGAUCCUGGAAUCCCUCAACCAGCGAGACACACGACCGGCCUUGGUCAGAGUUUGCGUCAAGCUGACAUAACGCACGCCAACAUCAGCGAGGUUUUGCGAAUCUACUUGUACGCGAACGCGACAGGCGAGGUGAAGGCCUUGACAGGCGUGUGUCUGGAACGAGAACGCGACAAAAAGUUCGCGGACCAUCAUCAGAACGGUGGUGACUAUGCCUCGACUUGCUCGGGCAAGAACGCCCAGUUCUACGAACACUUGCACAAUAACGAGACCUGGAAGAUGUCCGAGAGGUUGAGGGACAAACCAUUCCUAGCCUUGAAUCCGACGCACAAGGCGCAGAUGCUCGCGUUCCUCUGCAACGAGCUGUUGCAGAACAAGGCUGUGAUCAGACAGAUCGAGGGUAGCUUGGAAACGGUGGCUCAAUUGAGAAAAGAGAGAUUCGUAUUGGACACGAAGAUCAGAAAGCUGAGACAACUGCACAGUCGAAAAGUGCGAAUGGAAGCGGUAGGCGUGAUAAUCAACAAAACUGGGGACACUAUCACGAUCGAGAAGAAAGAGGUCGACGAGGAAGGUAACACGACGUCGACGGCAGUGGGGACGACGCCUACUCCCGACGAAAUUCAUCACGAAGACGAGGUUGAAGACAUGUCCGAGAACGAGAGCGAGGGAACUCAACCUGAAGAGGAGGAGGACAAGAAUUUGUCUGGCGAGGAGCUCGGCAAGAAAUUGGAUAAACUGUUGAAACAAUCGGAAGAGCAAUUGCAGAAAUUGAAUAGUUCCUCGAAGCAGCUACGAGCGCAUAUAUUUGGGCAAGACAGGUACUGGCGAAGAUACUGGGAACUGGCAUGCGCAGGCGGCAUCUUCGUGGAGGCCAUGGAGAGCGCGGAACCUGAGAUACUCGAGCUGCAGGCUGAACUAGACGAAAAGUACAAAAACGUGUCGGUGGAGGAGAAGACAGAAACAAAACGGGAGGACACGAAAGUCGAGAAUCGCGAGAACGAAGCCCCGAACGACGUGAAGAAGGAGAAGAAAUUCAAUUCGAGCGAGCAAGAGGAGGACGCGAAACCUUUGACGGAUAAAACGAAGUGUGAAAUCGAAGAUGUCAAUUGCAAGAAGGAACCGAUGCAGAACUGCGAAAAUUUGACGAACGUGAAGGAGGAGAAGAAGAACGAUUUGGAUAAUUCGGUGGCCGAUGCGAAGACCAACGUCACGUCUGAAGAGAUUAAACAGGAAACAGAAGUGGUCAAUAUGGAUGUGGACGCGAAAGAAGAGACGAAGAAAGAGAACGACGAAACGGACGAAGAUGUGAAACCAGCGGUGAAAAUGAUGGAAGAUAAAAUCGUCGAAACGAUCCCAAAUGGUGACAAGUUCAACCAUGUUAAUAACCUUCACAACGGAAAGGAAUUAAACGGCACCUUUAUUUCUAAUAACAGCAACGAAUCCAAUUGGUUCUCGAUUUUACCUCGGGAGACCUGCGAUACUCCAGGACCAAGCACCAAGCAAAUAUUUGGCAUAGCCGAACCAACCGAAUUAAGAAUACCAGUAUUCCCUCCGCCGGCUAGUCCGAACUACGACAGAUGCGACAGUCCAGCUCCGUUGAUUUUGACCCAGGACGAGGCAGCGCAACUUGAAUACUUGAAAGUGCACGGUUUGCCACCUCCUGGAGAAGCGAAGCCAGUACCGAAGGACCUGAGAUACGGUUGGUGGAGAAUAACGGACGUCGACACGUUUCAAGAACUGUUGGAACACCUUCAUUCCCGCGGCGUUCGCGAAAAGGAGCUAAAACGAACAACGUGGGCGACCAUGGAAUCCUUCCUAGCUGUUACCGGCAAGAUCAACGUGGAUCCUGGUAACCUGACCGCUACCGAACUUCAAGCGACGCCCGACGAACCUGACACACCGAUCCCGAAACCAGACAACCCUGCAGACUGGAGCGAACAAGUCGCGUUACGUGUGGAUGCGCAAUUAUUGGAACAAGUCGAGGCACUGGAAGACAAAGUUGCAAAUGCCAGCAUGCAGGUCAAAGGCUGGAAGUUACCUCCACGGGCAGGAACCGAAGAGGCCGAAGAAAUUGAGAAACUGAACGAAAUGGAGAAAAUUAGCGCGGUUGAGCAAGCUCGACAAAGGUUACUGUCUUUGGAAGCAGCUAUCGAGAGGAGAUACUUGAAACCACCAUUAGGUGUUUGUACGGGAGAUCCAAACCUGGCGGCUUUGAAGGCAGAGCAAGCGGCCGCUGCGAACGCAAAUUCGAGUAAUUCGGAUCAGAGCAAUCAGACCCCGGUACCUCAAGAAGAAACGACUCCAAGGGGGCUGAACAACUGGCGAGAAGCUACGGCACGAGCACAUACAUCCGCUCAGCUUGCUAUGGCGCUUUAUAUGUUGGAGGCCAGCAUCGCUUGGGACAAGAGCAUCAUGAAGGCUGUGAGUCUAACACCAGCUAGAAACUCGGUCUGCGUCAAGCUACGAAACCGCUGCGUCUCACUCAAAGCUACCACUCAAUACAAUCAGCUAUUGACUACUUCUCAGACCUCUAAUUGUCAGUUCUGUCAUAGCGGAGAUAAUGAAGACAAAUUAUUAUUGUGUGAUGGUUGUGACCGCGGCUAUCAUACUUAUUGUUUCCGUCCAAAAAUGGAAAACAUUCCUGAUGGUGACUGGUAUUGUCACGAAUGCAUGAACAAAGCUACAGGAGAACGAAACUGUUUGGUAUGUGGAAAGAGGGUUGGUAAAAACUUAGUGCUAUGUGAACUCUGUCCACGGGCUUAUCACACUGACUGCCACAAUCCUGUUAUGCCAAAAGUAAGCAACUCUUUUAUCCAACUAUUUACAGAACAUCAAAUGCCAAGGGGAAAAUGGUAUUGUUCUAAUUGCCACAGUAAGCAACCAAAGAAGAGAAAUAGUAGUCGAAGGAGUCAUACCAAAGGGGGAGGCACCAGAGAAAGUGAAAGUUCUGAACAUCCACCAGCUAGUCCAACGCCGUCAACGGCAUCGAACACACACGUAGAGGACGUCAGUUCAUCGGAACCAGCAACCCCAACUGCCUCGCCACGGAAGGAGGGAAACAAUAGGACGCUCACGAAGAAACAACAACGAGAGUUGGCUCCUUGUAAGGUGCUACUCGAACAGUUGGAGCAACAGGACGAGGCCUGGCCGUUCCUCUUGCCGGUGAACACCAAACAGUUUCCUACCUACAAGAAAAUUAUUAAAACACCCAUGGAUCUCAGUACGAUCAAGAAGAAAUUACAGGACUCCGUGUACAAGUCUCGCGAUGAGUUUUGCGCCGAUGUCAGACAGAUGUUCAUCAACUGCGAGGUAUUCAACGAGGAUGACAGCCCCGUGGGGAAGGCUGGACACGGAAUGCGCAGUUUCUUUGAAAUGCGUUGGACCGAGAUUACUGGCGCACCACCUCCACACCCACAAACGCAUAGCUGA
This is a messenger RNA of Heterotrigona itama, 4005 nucleotides long. The record is from the annotation of a GenBank genome assembly. NCBI's taxonomy places the organism in Eukaryota, Metazoa, Arthropoda, Insecta, Hymenoptera, Apidae.